UUUGCUAAAUGUUUGAUCGUAGAGACUACUCCUAUCUGCCGGAAAUAUCAGACAAGCAGCGGACGCGCUCACUGUUUUGGAUCUUCGUUUAAAUUUGGACAAACUUCGAAUGGAAUUGGUCUUGUUUAUGGAGUCGAAUGAAACCGACAGGAACGCACAGUGAUAAUUUCUUAACGAUUCUUAACUACGCUGCAAUCAUUUUCCCCUGGGUGGUUCGAGUAGUUUCUCGCUUUAGACAGAUCACCAGAUCUACUCUUUCACAUUAACAAAUGAACAUACAUACAUAUUUAUCAUUGCAUUAACCAAGCUUCAAGCACACACUGAUGAAACCGCUUAAGAAACGCAAGAAAAAAAGUGAAAUUCCACCACACGGUCUAGCGAGACUGAUUGGCGCAACGAUGCAAAAAAUUGCCACAGCACAGAGCCCACGGCACAAUUUGUCGCCACUCCACUGCCUGUGGCACUAAGUAAUCCCACAGUCCACAAUCCCCCAAAAGCAUUAUUAUAAAGUCGAUGACAUCGCUGCCGGGCGAGCUUAGUCAUAAUGUGGACCACCAAACGGAAGGUUCAGGCAGCGUUGGGCCUGUGGCUGAAUCUCCUCUCAAUGGCACUGGCUGAAAAGUCCAUCGAGUAUUCAGCCAGCAACAUCGAUUCGGACAGCUCGGCAUCAGGCAAAAGUUUCGAUCCCCCGGAAGUGCUCUACAGAGGCGGUGGCGGCCACUCCUCAGAGUCACAAGCUGCUUCAGGGCUACACCCCUCGUUGGGCAGGCUGGGUGAGAGCCUAAACGAGGCCUACGGCAAGUGGCGUCAUGGGGCUGGAUCUGGUGCUCAGGAGCGCAUUAUUGUGGGACACUAUGGAGGCGGAUUAGCAUCUCAUGGACAAAACCACGUUAGCUUUGAGAGCAACACCCAUAGCCAUUCUCCAUAUCCCUAUAAGUACAACACACACAGCAGCCAUGGGGGAACUGUUGGGGCUGGAACUGGAGCUGGAGCUUCACCCUAUUAUGGCAGCUCAAGUGGCGAAACUGCUGGCAUACCAUUCGAUGUCUAUGGAACGCGUCAUGGCGCUGCCCUUGGCCAUGCCCAUUAUUACGCGCCUGCUGGCCCGGAAUAUGCCUAUCACUACCCUGUGGAGUCGCUUGAGAUAGCCACGCACAAGGGCCACGGGCACAGCGAUAUCUCGUCGAAAGCCCUGCUGGCCAAGAGUUUCCUAAUACCGCUGGCAAGUGCGGCUGUCCUGGGCAUUGCGGCCGCAUUGGUAAGUAAUCCGCUGCUGCUGCAACUGGGCACUGUGUCCGGAUUGGGACCGGCGAUAGUCGGCAAACGCAAACGACGUUCUGUAAGAACGCCGUAUCGACUAUCUGACAAAUGGUAACACAAUGCGGUUAAAAGAUAUCCCAUUAAUUCAUUCAAUAAAUAUGCCAUUCAU
Messenger RNA from Drosophila guanche, 1429 nucleotides. Its product is annotated as hornerin. The transcript has 2 exons. Bases 545 to 1375 code for a protein of 276 amino acids. The record is from RefSeq and is a predicted model, not a curated record. Lineage: Eukaryota; Metazoa; Arthropoda; Insecta; Diptera; Drosophilidae.